Thamnophis elegans (Western terrestrial garter snake) is the source of this 6342-nucleotide messenger RNA. It is a transcript of the gene PDE12, whose product is annotated as phosphodiesterase 12. Gene Ontology annotation, molecular function: 3'-5'-RNA exonuclease activity. NCBI's taxonomy places the organism in Eukaryota, Metazoa, Chordata, Lepidosauria, Squamata, Natricidae. Gene Ontology annotation, biological process: nuclear-transcribed mRNA catabolic process, deadenylation-dependent decay. Bases 934 to 2739 code for a protein of 601 amino acids. Gene Ontology annotation, cellular component: mitochondrion. The record is from RefSeq and is a predicted model, not a curated record. The transcript has 3 exons.
UAACGUGAAACUAGAAUUCAGUGUCUCCUGUUUUCUAGUCUGGUUUCUAGAAGUCAAGCUAAUUUAAUAUUACUAAACUUAAUUUCUAUUACUAGAAAUAGAAGUAAUUAAUAUUACUAAACUUAAUUUCUUUGCAGUAAUAUUUAAAUACUUCCAAGUAAAAUAGAGUUAAUAAUUUGUACUUCUACUAAAUAAUUGAAAAAAUAGUCCCUCUUCAGUUUCUUUGCCCCUAUUUUUCUAAUUUGCAGUAAAUUGUUAAAAAAAUUAAUAUGCUUAACAUUGUUUUGCCACUGUUUAACAUUAACAAUAAAGAGCAGUUCCAUGCCUCUCUAUAAUUAGUGCUUUAGAGCUCCUGACUUGCGUAACAGAUUUAGAUUUUAUUGCAUAAGUAGAUAACAAUCCAGUAGUGUAGGUAUGUUGCUUCUAAGCGCCAGUCCAUACAGCAAAGUUUUACAUCUAACUUUGCUAGCCAUUGUUUUGGCACCUGGCCUUGCUUAAUAAGAGUUUUAUAUUCAACUAAAACACCAAAUUCCCAGGCGCCUAACACUAAACUCAUCUAGUUCUGGGAUAGAGAAAAGAACAAACCCACAAGCCUCAUCCUCUAGUCUAGCACACGGCAAGCCGCUGAAGGGGAAACACUAUUUCCGGUCAGUGGUGCUUGGUACAUCAGAGCUACGCCUAAAGAGAAUCUUGACCUUCUCCACCUUCCGGGUCCUUUAACUCUCUCCUCCCCUUUCUUUUGUCGUUCCGCUCCCUCGUUUAAUCAGCCCUUGAGAGUCUGGGCGCCAUUUCCGGCAAGCGCGUGGUUUCCUUUCCCGGGUCGCGCUUCCUCCUUCCUGUUCCUUCGCUGCGAGUUUUCUCAUUGGCCCUCGCGGAGCUGGGCAGGGCGGCCCAAGCGAUUCUGUGCUGUGGGGCGAGCGAGGAGGCGAGCAAAUGAAUGGUGUCAGCUACGGGUUCUUGCGGCGUCUGCUCGGCACUUUGAAGGCCCUUCCCUUGUCAAGGCGUCCGGGCAAACAGCGGCUGACUUGGUGGUUGCCUGCCUUCCCCAUGGAGCGGGCGGUAGUGCGCUGCGUCCCGGCGGAGCCUAAGCUGAGCGUCUCCAUCGUGCUGCAGGACGGUAAGACCCGGCAUGUGCACCGAGACCAGACGGAGCCUCUGGGCCAGGCGCUGGCUCGCAUCGCCAACAACGUCAGCAAAGGCCAUGCCAAGAAGGCCAAGAAGAGCAAGAAAGCGCAGACCGAGACCGAGUCCGGGGCGCCGGGGACGCCUUCUGAGCUCGUCCCCGUCCGCCUUUUCUCCCAGGACGGGGAAGCCGUGGCCGAGGACGUGCCCAACCAGGAAGCUUGGAAAGACGGGUCGGUGCUGCAAAUCGGCGAGACCCGCUACCGUGUGGAGCGCAAUCCGCCCACGCUCACCGAGCUGCAGCUCCCGCGCUCGCUCAUGGCCGGCUUCCCCGUGUGCCCCAAGCUCCAAGUCGAGUUCGGCUCCGCCCGCGACUGCCUCUUCCGCUGGUAUUACGAGCAGAAGAUCGAGCCGGCUGAGACAGCAUCGGCUGCCCCGAGCAACAGCUGGGUGGAAGCCCCGGCCGGCUCCGAACGCGUCUUCAUGCCGACCAACGCUCAGAUCGGAAGCCGCCUGAAGCUCGUGUGCAUCCCGGGCAGUAGCGAGAGGCGCUACGGGCUGCCCCGCGAGGCGGAAAGUGUAGGCCCCGUGGAGGCUGGCCCGGGCGCCUGCACUUUCGAGGCGCGGCAUCUCUACACCAAGAAAGUCGCGGUGCCGGGACUGAUCCGCAUGGUUUCCUAUAACAUCCUGGCCGACAUCUACGCCAGGACUGAGCUCUCGCGGACUGUCCUUUAUCCGUAUUGUGCUCCCUACUCGCUGGAGCUCGACUACCGGCAAAACCUGCUCAAAAAAGAACUGGCCGGCUACAACGCCGACAUCAUUUGCCUGCAGGAGGUAGACAAGUCGGUCUUCGUGGAUAGCCUGGGGCCUGCGCUUGAUGCCUUCGGCCUGGAGGGGCUGUUCCGGAUCAAAGAGAGGCAGCACGAAGGCCUGGCCACUUUCUACCGAAGGGACAAAUUCCGUCUCCUUAGUCAGCACGACAUUGCCUUCAAUCAGGCUCUGCUUGAAGAUCCGUUGCACAGAGAACUGCGGGACAAGGUGGCUACCUGCCCGCAGGUUGAGGAAAGUCUGCUUAAGCGAUCAUCCGCCCUACAGGUUUCUGUCCUUCAGUCUCAAAAUGAUUCUUCAAGAAAGAUUUGUGUAGCCAACACUCACUUGUUUUGGCACCCAAAAGGUGAAAAUAUCCGUCUAAUCCAAGUUGCAAUAGCGUUAUCCCAUAUUAAGCAUGUGAUCAAUGACAUGUAUCCUGGUACACCUCUCAUCCUCUCUGGGGAUUUUAAUGCCACACCAUCAACUGGAACAUAUACUUUUGUCAAUAGUGGUAGUAUUACCGAAGAUCAUGAGAGCUGGGAUUCAGAAGUUAAAGAGCAACGGUUUGCUAUGUCUCUAACCCACCAGUUCGGUCUUAAAAGUGCUUGUGGAGAACCAGCCUACACUAAUUAUGUUGGAGGCUUUCAUGGAUGUUUGGACUAUAUUUUCAUUGAUGCAAAUGUUUUGGAGGUUGAACAGGUAAUUCCACUGCCAAGCCAUGAAGAAGUAACCACCCACCAGGCCUUACCAAGUGUUUCACACCCAUCAGAUCAUAUAGCACUAAUAUGUGAUAUAAAGUGGAAAUAAUCUCAUUAUUUUUGGAAACGUGCUACUUGUGAAAAAUUAAGUUGGAAUGCUUUGAUCACAAUUAUAUAUCAUUUAUAAUUCUUUGUAAGUGGUCAUACUUUUUAUAACAGCGUUCUUAUGUACCAGUGCUAUAUUUUUCUUCUAUUAAUGAACAGAAUCAAUACAAUUUGAAACUCUGAUUGUCCUAUUUCAUUUUCAGAUGACUUAAAAUAAGGAGUAAGACUGGUUUGUUUAAACUGAUAUUUGCCAAUCAGUCACUACUGACAUGUUGAGGGAAUACCCACUAUGUUGUCUUUAUAAGACUGUAUUAAAGAUUCAAAAAAAAUUAUUCUGACAGUUCCCACUAUAUUGAGGGAAAAGCUCUUUCAUACAAACCAAAAUAAUUUGGGUUUAAAUAAUAGUAAUAUUAUGGUAUAUUUGGGCAGUGAUUUUUUUUUUUUUGACUAAAGGCCGAUUUUGCUAGGGAGCUUAAUUUUGAUCAAUAGUAAUCCACGUUUAGGGGAGCUUAAGGACUAUUGCUUCUUGCUGUUUUGGAAAGUUUGCAAAGAAUUUUCAUGGUUUGAGCAAGGUCUAAGCAGCAAAGACUCAGUGGAUGACAACCUCACUUAUUUCAUUUUAAGCAAAUAUAAGUAAUUAAAGAGAUGCUGUAGCUGCAUCUUUGAGAUGGGACUAACUUUCUCUAGUGUCUUGUCUCGCUGACAGAGGCUAUAAGAGGUAAUUUAGCUCCAGUUAACCCUCUUCCAGACUGGUUCACAAGACCAAGUUAAAAAGGUACUCAACUGUUAAUCCUGUGUACAAGGGCAAAUUGUCUCCUUUAUUAACUAAGGAUGUUUGAAUGUCCAGAUGUAAUCAACAUACUGGUGUUACUGGUAACCUGGUUAAGCAUGUUCUGCACCCUGCACCUUUAAAUCCUGAAUCUUUGUUAGCUGCCCAAAGUUACGGAUUUGAGAUAGGUGACCAUAUAAAUAAAAUAAACUAACUAAAAUGAUUAAUUGCUUAACUGUUUGAUCUGUGACCCCAUCAUGUGACAGUGCUAGGUCUACUUCUUGCAGCUUAUGUUAACUGUGACUAAUGAUGGAGGAUGUUGGCACCCCAUUUCAUUGCCCUAAUUUGUGUAAGAUAAGAUUAUUUUAUGGCUAGCUACUUUAUGGUACAAGGUCAUGCAACCAUAAUUAUGGCUAAUUUUAUGUCAAUUUGCAUAGAUUGUUAAACUAGAUACCAGAUUAACCAUGGUUUAGUAUUCCAUAUGAAAACAGUAUAACUCAUUUUUGUCUGUCAGGUUUGUUAAUUUAUGUAGUUUCUGGAUCCUUUAUUUACCUAACCAGAUUGCUACAGUAUAUUCAGUCUGUGUGUUAUAUACUAUUAAAAACUCUUGAUUCCUGUAACCUUUACCUGGGCAAAACAAUGCAACAAAAGGGUUAAACAUUUUAAACAAGUUAGCUCAAAUGGACUAAUUUACAGAAUGUGUCCAAAAUCUGGGACCCAUGUCUCUUAUGAAACUGAAAUUUGGCAAGUUUUAUGAUGACAUAAACAUAUAAAACACUAUGAUGUGAUACACACGUUAAGCACUAUGACGUGAUACAAAUAGUGUUUGAUUCUGCUAUAGAGUUCAACAUGGGCUAUUUUCAAAGCAGAUGUAUCUCUGAAUGUAUCCCAGCUUUUCCAGUUAAAGCAGUAUAUUCAAAGCUCUGCCAUUGUCAAAGGCAAUGAGAAAUCUGAGUAAGAAAGUUCUGAAAGCAUGACCCAACCAGUCAUGAGUCAGCUGGUAUCAUCCAAAAGUUAACUUUUGCUCUAAUUGGUAAAUACACUCCACAUAAUUUUUCUGACAGUUGAAAUUAGUUAUACUUGACUCAGGUACUUAAAAAACUCCCACUUGUAUAAACAUUUUGAUAUUAACUGCUGCAUUUUCACAAUGUUUGACUCCUAGAAUCCUUUGGAAAACCAGAGUUUAGAAGCAAAUGGCAAUUGAAAAAAAACUACCUUGUACACCACCACGUCUUGUGCUAAGAAUACAAAACAAUUUAACAGAGGAUCUAAUAAGCUGUAAUAACCAAUGUUGAAAAUCUCAAUUUUGAACAGCAAAAAAAUAGUAUUUCAGUAAUUUUUAGAAAGCCAUAAGCCAUGAUGUAAAUGCAAAUGUAUCCCUUAAGAACAGCAUCUUAAAAAAAAUUAAAUCUUUGUUUCCUUUGACGGCAUUCAGGCAACCUUGCCUAAGAUAUACAAACUGGAAGGAAUGUAGUGUGAGCUAUUUGUUUUUAAGUUAUUUUCAGGUUUGAACAUCAGAUUUAGUUUUUUCUCGUUUGAAUAGCCUGGCAAUAUUAAAUGUUCCUGCUUAAGACUGGAAUGAGAACAUAAGUCAAAGAAACAAUGCUGAUCUGUGCAAGCCCUAUUAAGUAACACAAGGUCUGAUUGGCUUAAUGUAACCAACAAUUUUCUGAGUAGAUAUAGGAAUGUUAUAAAAGUAAAGUAUUUGACAAAAUAUCUGAUAACAUUCUGGUAGAUAGAACGAUUACUAAAUGUAUACAUACAUGGCUGAACAUUUAUACAGUUAAAGUAAAAAACUGGAGAAGGCAUCUAAUGGAGUGCCAAAACAUGCAGUCAUGAGACCAAUAUUCCUUAACAUUUUUAUUAAUGACUAGGAUGAAGAGGUAGAUGGAAAUAUGGAUUCUGUGGACACUACAUAGUGCUAUUACAUCCCAACAUGUUUGCAAAGUACUGAUGACAGUUCUCAAAUUGUGCUAAUUUCUUAAAUACCAUAAUUUGUCAAAAAAGUAUAACAAGCCAAAGAAGAUAUUAUGGCUUAAUAUGAAGUAUGAAGCUAAUGUAUGUAUUAUGUAAAUUUAGCAGUUUGGAGAAUUAUUUGAAUGAUAUAAAGUAAUUCAAUAAAUUAAAAAUUCAGUUUUAAAUGCAUCAUUUUUGGGGUGCUAGUUAUAAAUGAGUUUAAAAGACAUUAGAAAAUUCACAUUUUUGAGAAGAGAUAUAUGAAAAUUUCCAAAUUAAGUGGCUAUCAGAUUAUCUAAGCAUCAAAUAAUUGACUACGUGGGACUCACAGGACAAUUGCCAGCAAACCAAAGUGUUCUGUCAAUCAUUAAUGAAACAGACUCUUUGGGCAGUUUGAACUUUAUUACAUUCUGAACUCUAAGUACUCUCAUAUCUGGACAUCUUAAAAGGAUUUAAUUUACAGCUUCAAAACACUUUUACAAGAUUUAGCUUUGAUAAUUAAUCAGUUAUGUUGUACACAACUUUUAACUGCCCAUCUUAAUUUUUUGCCAAAUUGAAAACAAUUCAAAAUCUAUUCAGAUCUGUUUGUGUUCAAGGUACAGAAAAAACUCCGUUUAUUGAAAAAGAAUCCGUCACACAUUCAUUAUCAGUUCCACAAACGUAAGAUUCAAGGAGCAUACAACAAAGCUAUACAUUUUUAUCAUUUUAAUUAGGAAUAAUUCUGAAUAGGUUAUAAAGAAAUUAAUCCAUCAAGUCUGAAGAAUUUUCAAAAUCUCUUCAUGAAGAUAUGUUCACCAAUAAACAGUAAAACUUUAGCAGAACUAUUAUACACUGGGCAAAACAGGCUGAUACUGAAAGCAACAUGCAAAAAGAAAAAAAAAA